AUGGCGGCAGACAUGAGAUUACCAGAUAUUCGAAAACCAGUGUCACUUUCCACUUUCGACCGAAAGGACCUGGUGGUUCCCGGCGAUGUGAUCACGUCAGACACCGGUUUCAUGAGGGGUCAUGGUACCUAUGUUGAUGAAGACAAGCUGACGGCUUCAGUCGCUGGAGAGGUGCAGAGAGUUGACAAGCUGAUCUGUGUCAGACCUCUCAAGACCAGGUUCAACGGUGAGGUUGGAGACGUGGUGGUUGGGAGAAUUACAGAGGUACAACAGAAACGCUGGAAGGUGGAGACCAACUCUCGGCUGGACUCUGUCCUCUUGUUGUCCUCUGUCAAUCUGCCUGGAGGAGAGCUGGCGGAGGUGCAGUCUGUCUUCGCAGACGGAGCUUUAUCACUUCACACCCGUAGUUUAAAGUACGGAAAAUUGGGUCAAGGGGUGGUGGUACAGCUUUCUCCUUCUCUGAUCAAGAGGCAGAAGUCACAUUUCCACAACCUGCCGUGUGGCGCAUCCGUUAUUCUCGGGAAUAACGGUUAUGUGUGGUUGUAUCCAACACCAGAAAACCAGGAGGAGGAGGCUGGGGGCUUCUACACCAGUUUGGAGCCCGUGAGCCUGUCGGAUCGAGAAGUGAUUUCACGGUUGAGGAACUGCCUGUUAGCGUUGGCUGCACACAAGGUCCUAUUGUUUGACACCAGUGUUCUCUACUGCUAUGAAUCUUCACUUCAAAACCAGGUCAAGGACAUCUUGAAACCAGAAGUGAUGGAGGUGAUUGUAAUGUUGACACAACAGAAGCUGUUGGAACAGGAAGGUUAG
This is a messenger RNA of Hippoglossus stenolepis (Pacific halibut), 810 nucleotides long. RefSeq names its product exosome component 2 (gene exosc2). The transcript is spliced from 8 exons. The record is from RefSeq and is a predicted model, not a curated record. The coding region runs from base 1 to 810 and encodes 269 amino acids. Gene Ontology annotation, molecular function: RNA binding. Gene Ontology annotation, biological process: exonucleolytic trimming to generate mature 3'-end of 5.8S rRNA from tricistronic rRNA transcript (SSU-rRNA, 5.8S rRNA, LSU-rRNA); CUT catabolic process; TRAMP-dependent tRNA surveillance pathway. Gene Ontology annotation, cellular component: cytoplasmic exosome (RNase complex); nuclear exosome (RNase complex). NCBI's taxonomy places the organism in Eukaryota, Metazoa, Chordata, Actinopteri, Pleuronectiformes, Pleuronectidae.